Molecule: messenger RNA, 1259 nt
Organism: Brassica rapa (field mustard)
Lineage: Eukaryota; Viridiplantae; Streptophyta; Magnoliopsida; Brassicales; Brassicaceae
Product: EPIDERMAL PATTERNING FACTOR-like protein 1
Biological process (GO): stomatal complex development; guard cell differentiation
Source: RefSeq, a predicted model, not a curated record
UGAAACAUUGACUUUUACAACUAACAAACAUAUUAGCUUGACUUUGGCUAACAAUACUUAUUGACCCAAUUUUCAACACAAGGAUUUCGUAAUUAAACUCAUUGAACCCGGUUUAGCACUGAUAUAGCCAAACCGAAAAUGUGAAGUCAUCGUCAAUCAAUCAAUAAAUUAACAGUGAACGUUUUUGUUCCAAAACUAGUGAACAAUGGCAAAGGAGAUAAAAAUAAAAUGAAAAGAGAGUAUAGAGAUUGAAGUGACGCAUAGAAAGAAGGCUAGUUUCUGAGCCUCUCUCCUCUGAUAUGUAUCCUCCUAUUCUGUCUCCCCCACUCCGUCUUGUUCCUUUCACCCUUCCCUCUCACUUUUACCAUUUUACCCCUUCCUCUCACCUUAAAGAUUUCUCCAUCUCACUCAUUUUAAAACAACUGGUCCAAAAGCUUCUUCUCUCUGUUUUGCUUUUCAAAACUUCUCGAAAUUUCACUCUCUCUGUUUAGCUUCUAAAGUCUUGCAAUUUCACUAUAGACCCACAUGAAAGUUUCUCAUUGAUGGUUGUGAUAGGCUACUGAACUCGAAGAUCAACAUGUUCACUAUUUACAAUUCUGCCCUUCCUCUCCUCCUCUUCCUCGUUUUCAUCACUCAAGAAGUCUCAUCCUCUCUUCAACCUGUCCAGCCUCCCAAUUCUCCUCAAGUAGCUUUGGUGGAAGAUAAAGCAAGAUUAGGCUCUACACCACCGAGCUGCCACAACAGCUGCAACGGCUGCCACCCUUGUAUGCCUACUCAAGUCCCCACUCUGCCGAGCCGCUCCCGUUUCACCCGAGUUGACCCGUUCUCCGGCGGUUUCGUACGGCCUCCUUCCUCCCUAACCACCGUACUUGAUCAGUACUCUAACUACAAGCCCAUGGGAUGGAAAUGCCACUGCAAUGGUCACUUUUACAACCCUUGAAACCGUCAUCAUCCUCUGGUUCGUUAUUUUUCUCAUUUUCUUUGUUUUUAGUUUAGAUUUGAUUUUGUAUUAUUGAGAGUAGAGUUGUUCAUUGUAUUCUUUGUAUAUGUACGGCUCAAUUUGUAAAUAAUCAAAAGGUCUUGUGAUUAUUUUGAAGAAGAAGAAAAAAAAACAAAAUCGCUGAUGUGGUCACUGAUAAUUGCAUUUGCAGAGAGAUAGAGAUGUAUGUAACUACUUACUUGCGUCAUUCAUUUCUUUCAACACUUUGGUUUUGUUAAAUUCAAUUAAUAUUUAAUAUAAAGUCUGUCUUCUUUGUUUC